AUGUAUUCUGCCAGGAUCCUUCUGGCUAUCUUCCUUGGCCUGUUGACCCAAGCGUACACUCUACCUGUUAAGAAUUCUACAGGAGUCCAUGAGGGGAAAGUGAGGUUAAAAAGGAAAUACUCAGAUGAAAUUACAGACCGUGAUCAAAUGAAUGUAAUGGAUCAAAUCCUGGAGGUCAAUAGCAGGUUGCGAGCCCCUCGAGGACUGACACUCAGAGAGGGAGAUAUUGCCAGUUCAUACGUGCGGAGUGCGAUAACCUGCCCUGGCAAUGCCUGUCUCUGGCCUAAAUCAGUUGAUGGAUUCGUUUAUGUCCCAUACAUCCUCUCCCCACUAUAUGACGACAUGGACAGAAUCACCAUAGAGACUGGGAUGCAAGACAUUUCCUCUGGAUCAUGCAUUAAAUUUGUUCCACGCACUCAUGAGGACAGUUUCCUUGAUAUUCAACCGAGAUAUGGCUGCUGGUCAUUUCUGGGGCAGACUGGGGGAAGCCAGACCUUGUCACUGCAGACUCCUGGAUGCAUGUGGUCAGGAGUGGCCGCCCAUGAGUUCAUGCACGCUCUUGGCUUUGUACACGAGCAGUCACGUUCAGACCGAGACCACUAUGUUACAAUUGUAUGGAAAAACAUCAUGCCAGACCACAUUCAUAACUUCAGGAAACAGGUAACAAACAAUCUCAACAGCCCGUAUGACUACACCUCUGUCAUGCAUUAUGGAAGAUAUGCCUUCUCUGAAGAUGGUGGACCGACAAUAAUCCCCAAACCAGAUCCUUACAUUCCCAUUGGCCAGCGAGAUGGACCCAGUGCUCUAGAUCUUCAUAAAAUAAAUGUCCUAUAUAACUGUGGUGCCAAUGAGUAA
Molecule: messenger RNA, 855 nt
Organism: Seriola dumerili (greater amberjack)
Lineage: Eukaryota; Metazoa; Chordata; Actinopteri; Carangiformes; Carangidae
Product: high choriolytic enzyme 2-like
Exons: 9
Coding region: 1-855 (284 amino acids)
Biological process (GO): proteolysis
Molecular function (GO): metalloendopeptidase activity; zinc ion binding
Source: RefSeq, a predicted model, not a curated record